UUUAAAAACCAUGAACCCCAGAUGGAAGCGUUGCCGGAGCUUCUCAUCCUUUGUGCGCUGUUGCAUACAGCUUCUCCUCUGAAAUGCCUGGCAUGUACUGCCGAUGACUGGGCUUCCUGCCUGGAGGCGGAAACAACCUGCGAAGCCUCAGUGACCUCCUGCGUGUCUGCCAUCAGCACAGUGCUCACAGGUGGCGGGAAUCGCGUAACCAAAGUCUUCCGGUCGUGUUACCCCACUGCCCUCUGUGACCAGCCCGUGUCCUUCAACGUCACGACGUCAAGCGGACACGUCAGUUUAAAAUGCUGCCAGACGGAUAGCUGCAACACUGAAGACGUGACGGCAUCUGAAGACAGGCCGUCGGCUAAACUGGAAUGCUACGGCAGCUUCAUAGCGAAAAACAAAUGCAGAUCGAAAGUGAAAUGCUCCGCCAGUCAAGACCACUGUCUCAAAAUAGGAACUAAAGGGCGGAAGGAAGAUGGCGUUAAGGGAUGCGUUUCGAAAAGCCUCUGUGAAGUUGACUCACCAGCGUCGUGGUUCAUUCAGGGCUCCUUGACUGGGAGAAGAUUCUGCUGCAAAACUAAAGAUUGCAAUAGCGGCGAGCCUCUGGACCAGAGCUCCCUGCUUAUGCUGAUCCCCCUCACGGCUUUCCUCUUCUGAACCAGGCCCUGCCACUCCUGGCCUUUGUUUCCAAACCCUGCUCUAAAUGGUUUCAUUGAACCGAUGAAGUAAACCUCCACCCAGACCCUGAAGUUGUUCGUUCUCUCACUGUGCCCGUUAAACAAAUCUGGAGUGGAAUAAUGGCUCUCCAGGACUGGGAAUGGUUGAUUGGACACCCCUGCUCUAAAUAAUACAAUGCAAUCUUUUCCUAUGGUCUGAAACG
Molecule: messenger RNA, 880 nt
Organism: Polyodon spathula (Mississippi paddlefish)
Lineage: Eukaryota; Metazoa; Chordata; Actinopteri; Acipenseriformes; Polyodontidae
Product: urokinase plasminogen activator surface receptor-like
Exons: 5
Coding region: 22-657 (211 amino acids)
Source: RefSeq, a predicted model, not a curated record